Messenger RNA from Daucus carota subsp. sativus, 2596 nucleotides. RefSeq names its product glyoxylate/hydroxypyruvate reductase HPR3-like. The record is from RefSeq and is a predicted model, not a curated record. NCBI's taxonomy places the organism in Eukaryota, Viridiplantae, Streptophyta, Magnoliopsida, Apiales, Apiaceae. Gene Ontology annotation, molecular function: glyoxylate reductase (NADPH) activity; hydroxypyruvate reductase [NAD(P)H] activity; NAD binding. Gene Ontology annotation, cellular component: cytosol. Bases 175 to 1164 code for a protein of 329 amino acids. The transcript is spliced from 2 exons.
ACGGCAAUUCUUGACAUUACUCAAAUUGAAUAAAAGUAAUGCUACUAGCAGCUAGAAUAUUGCAUCUUGAAUCUUCUUGUUACCUACUGACUUGUCUCUCUAUGCUCUUUGGUCCACCCAGUAAGUAAAUAAAGAUAAGACAGUGGGUAGAAUACCUUUCUCCAAAAAUCAUCAAUGGCGGCUACUUCUUCAGAAUUCCAUGAUUCAAACAUCAACAAUGAUGGACUUCCUCUGGUAUUCUAUCAUUGCGGUCAAAAAUAUAGGGGCAUACCCUUUAGAGAAUGGAUCGGGACUCGUUAUCGCCUCCUCGAGCCCUCUGACUCAACCUUUCCAACCCUAUCUUGCUCUGUCCGGGUCUUACUCUGCGUAGGCAUUUCAGAAGUGACCUCUGAAAUUCUAGACCAGCUCCCUUCACUGGAGUGUGUGGUGGGUUCUAGUGUUGGAGUCAACCACAUCGAUGUUGCAGAGUGUUGCCGCCGUGGAAUUAAAGUCACCAGUGCUGGUGAUGCCUUUACUGAGGAUGUUGCGGAUUAUGCAGUUGGCCUAUUGAUAGCUGUUCUUCGUCGAUUGUCAUCUGCUGAUCGAUUUGUGCGGGAUGGAAUGUGGCCUGUAAAAGGAGAGUAUCCUCUUGGUUUGAAGUUAGGUGGGAAACAGGUUGGGAUUGUUGGACUUGGAAGUAUUGGUUCUGAGAUAGCGAAAAGGCUAGAGGCAUUCGGCUGCAUCAUUGCUUACAACUCGAGGAAAAAGAAAGAGCUUGUUACUUUUCCAUAUUACGAAACUAUUCAUGACCUUGCCAGGAAUAGUGAUGCUCUCAUCGUUUGUUGCACAUUAACAAACGAAACUCACCACUUGAUAAACAAGGAAGUCUUGACAGCUCUGGGAAAGACCGGUGUCAUAGUUAAUGUUGGGCGUGGACCUCUCAUUGAUGAGAAGGAACUUGUACAGUCAUUGCUACAUGGUGAGAUUGGAGGAGCUGCUCUUGAUGUUUUUGAGAAUGAGCCUCAUGUGCCAGAAGAGUUACUUGCAUUGAACAAUGUGGUGCUAUCUGCACACAAAGCUGUUACAACCCCGGAAUCCUUUUCAGCAUUGGUGAGAGUAAUUGUGGGUAACUUGGAUGCAUUCUUUGCAAAGCAGCCCUUCCUCUCAGAGGUGGAACCUAUAUGAAAAAGUAAUCUUCUAUAUCUUACAGACAAUAACUAAUCUACAUCGAUAACAAAGUUAAAAUUGUCCAGAACAUCAUUUAAACAAUACCAUGUUAUAUCAGCACGGAGAUUUUACAUUUUUUUCGCUCUGUUGUUUUUCUGCACAAGCUUGAAAUAGAGUUAUUUGAUAACAAGUGACGCUCAAACCAAUUUAGGGUGAAUAAUAUUCUCUAGUUGGGAUUAUCCUGAUACUGUUCCAGGUUAUGAUUUCAUGCACAGCAUAGAGUAACUGAUUUUACGGAUAUUCUCAUAAUUUAUUAUAGAAACCAAUACUUGAAUAUAUUGCAACAAGGUUAUUUAACAUAUUUCAAACAUGUGGCAACUGAGAUAGUAAUGUCUGAAGCCUGUGACAAAUCAACUCUUGAUAGAAGGAUUCGGAUAUCUACUUUUAGAGGAUAGUUAUUCUGUUCCAGCAGCUGAGAAAUUUCAAAUUAUGGAGAAGUAGAUGCCUCUUCUCCAGGCUUUAAUAUUUCAAUUUUCUGAGGUUUACUUUCUACGGUUUUUUGUUGUUCUUCUGGCUGAGGAAUAUCAGUUUCAGCAUUAUUUUGUUCCUGUGGCUGAACCUUUUUCGAGUCAUCAAUAGCUUCCUGGCUCUUCCUGAACAGCUUGUGUGCCAUAUGCUGAGCAAAGGUACGGGGUGGAAAGAGCGGUGGCUCAGCCUCAGUUACUGUCUCUGGCAGUGGCUUUAGAAUAAUCUUCUCUUUAGGAGGCUCACAGAAAACAGCCCACGAAAUUCUAACUUUCUCCUUGUUCACAAGUCCCCUGUGAAGAAUGCUUUUAUACUUGCCAUUGCUUAAAAUUUCAAGUGUGUCCCCAAUGUGUACUAUAAUAGAGUCUGGAACACAUUUAGCGGUCACCCACUUGCCUCCAUAGAAGAGUUGUAGCCCAGGAACCAUAUUAUGGAGUAUGAAACUGAGUGCACUCACAUCAGUGUGAGCUUCAACACCGAGAGCCAGUUCAGGUUGAGGACACUUCGGGUAGUAAUUGAUCUUCAUCUGGAGUAUUAGCUCUUCCAUUCCGCCAACUUCUUUUUCUAGCCUUCCUUCUUCAAGUCCCAGUCCUAUAGAUAAUGCAGAUAGUAACUUUGUCGCGAGGCCUCUUAACUCCUUCGCGUACUCCCUUGUUGCCGGACUGCAAUAUAUACAAAAACAAAUUCAUGUCAUGCUAUCUACUAUAAUCCAUAGUUGAAAGUUUUUAUCAGUUUGUGGCGACUUACAUGUAGUCCUGUGGUUUCUUAGGCCAAAUAGACAAAUCAGCUUUCUCUUCGGGGUAAACAAGGUGGAAGAAAUAGUCUUCCCACUCAAGCUGGCCGCUGGCAUUGUUGGCUAGCUUGCUUCCAUACCCUUGAAUCAUUCCAGUGCCCGGAUCAUUUGCAUACUUCUCCUUCUCGCCAA